AUGAAUGAAGAAAUGAAUGAAGAAAUGAAUGAAGAAAUGAAUGAAGAAUUGAGCUUGGAUGUGUUAGCUGAACGAAUUGAAAAUCAAAUCAUGAAUGAAAGAAAAAUUUGGAAAAUUGAUGAAGAAACUUUAAAUGAAGUGUUCUCGCGAUUCUUGAAUAAAAGAGCUUUCCUUAUUAAGCCUGCGCUGAUAUAUGAAGCUCGCCAAAUCAAUGCUACAGCUCCUGGCUUUCCACUGCUAUUAGAAACUUCCGUAUAUAGUAUCGUAGCUGUUAAUGCAUCGAUUACUGGUGAAGAUGUGAUUGUAGACGUCCUAAAAUCAUUUCGAAUCAGAUCCUACAGUAUAGUUGAUGUAGCGCUUAGUAUGGAUGGCAUCGAAGAGAGCAUUCAGAUUUAUUUCAAGAAAAGAUUAAUUUUUAAAAUGGGUGAAGAUGGAAAAAUUUCGACAAAACCGAAGAAAAAAAGUAAAACUAUGUUUGAUUGGCGAUGGAAUGAAUAUUCUAUUAGCAUUCGAGACAAUAAAGUUCUUCGUGAAAAGGAAAAACGCCGACUCAAACGAAAGCAUCGCCUGUGGGUAAUUUUAGUUUCCUCUUUCAUUGUUUCUUUGUGGACUUUACGAUUAAUUGAUUACUUUGAAGUGCAAUAG
Trichoplax adhaerens is the source of this 645-nucleotide messenger RNA. RefSeq lists its product as uncharacterized. The transcript has 4 exons. The record is from RefSeq and is a predicted model, not a curated record. Bases 1 to 645 code for a protein of 214 amino acids. NCBI's taxonomy places the organism in Eukaryota, Metazoa, Placozoa, Uniplacotomia, Trichoplacea, Trichoplacidae.